Mugil cephalus (flathead mullet) is the source of this 3423-nucleotide messenger RNA. RefSeq names its product zinc finger protein 835-like. The record is from RefSeq and is a predicted model, not a curated record. Bases 49 to 2106 code for a protein of 685 amino acids. Gene Ontology annotation, cellular component: nucleus. Gene Ontology annotation, molecular function: DNA-binding transcription activator activity, RNA polymerase II-specific; RNA polymerase II cis-regulatory region sequence-specific DNA binding. Gene Ontology annotation, biological process: regulation of transcription by RNA polymerase II. The transcript is spliced from 6 exons. NCBI's taxonomy places the organism in Eukaryota, Metazoa, Chordata, Actinopteri, Mugiliformes, Mugilidae.
AUCCACUCGUAGAUUUCCAUUUAAUGUUAAAGUGGUGGUUUUACGGUGAUGGGUGACAACGCAGCGGAGGGUUUGGGUGAGAUGUCGAAAGCCGAGGUCCUGCGGGGAUUCGUCACCGAAAGACUCGCCGCUGCCUCCCGGGAAAUCCUGGCGGUCGUGGACACGAUCGUGGCCGCGUACGAGGAGGAGGCUUCGGGCUACAAGGAGACGAUCGACCGGCAGGGGAGACAGCUGGAGCUCCUGCAGCCUGAUGCAAAGUGCAGCAGGAGCCUCAACUCUGAUGAAGAAGAGGACUGUGAAGAUGAGCAGCCCCAAGAGCAUCUGGAGAACCUGGACGUGACUGGUCCAUCAAGGUCUUUCCAACCUCGAUGUCGGUACAGGAGGAGAAAGAUGACUAGCCGAUCUCAGAUCAGUGAGACCCAGAAGGGCGUGGAGCUCAGGAUCCGCAUCCUGGAGGACUCCCAGACCAGUGUGCUCUCCAAACAUGUGCUUAAGAAAUGUCCAAUCCUGAGGCUGAAGUGUCCCUGUGGUCUUCAGGAGGAAGACUUCGUCGACUUGCUGAGAUCCACCUUCCCUCAGCUGUCUGGAGACGAGAAGACAUUCGACAUCUUAACGGCAGACAAGAGACGGAGAUUACAGCUUCUGAAACUAAAGAAACUGACGCCAGAGGAGAUCCACAGAUACAUCAGCUCCUCGACAUUUAGGACGUCGACAGUCUGCGUUCGUCUGAAAACACAAAAGAAAACUCGGGUCACUGUAGAAGAGACUGACAACAACCCAGACAUGAAGACAGUUGACGAAGGAGGGCAACAGGCAAGCAGCCCUGUUCAGGAGGACAAAGGCAGCAGAGUCCACACUGUGUCCAACAGCUCAGUGUCACCUCAGCAGGAUGUGGGAACAGAGGAAGUCAAUGAUGAAGAACCAGCUGCAGCGUUUGUGUUGAGCUCUGCAGCUGAACUUAAGGAAGACGACAGCAACGACAACCAGAAACCAGACAGGAGCGGUGAAGAACAGAAGAAAAGUCAUUCUAAACCAAAGAUGAUGAAAAAACUGAAGGCGAGACGCUCUGAUGUCAUUGAGGAAAGCGUCCAUUCAUUUUCAUGUAGAGUCUGUGGAGCGCUGCACACAUCAGAGGUCAUGCUUGUCAAACAUACCUGGAGUCAUGCGGAUGAUCCAGGAAGCGUUUGUGGAGUUUGUGGAGAGUCCUCAGAGUCAAUGGAGGAGCUGAAGGAUCACCUUCAAAGUCGACACAAAACUGAUGACUGCCACGUUUGUGGACAAUCUUUCGUCAGUGUUCACAGCCUCAAUGAGCAUGUGGCAGCCCACCUAGGAGAGAAACCAUACAAAUGUAAUGUUUGCCACAGAUCAUUUGCGUUGGAGGCGUCCCUGAAGGAUCAUCGGAAGCUCCACGAGGUGGGUAAGCCUCAUAAAUGUUACACUUGUCACAAAGUGUUUGAACUCAAGGAGCAGUUAAAAGUUCACCGUAACGUUCAUUCUAAAAGGAAGUCGCAUCUCUGUGGCGUGUGUGGGAAAUCCCUCAGUGACUACCGAUCCUUAUGCCGCCACAAGAUGACCCACUCUGGGGAAAGGCCUCACAGCUGUAAGAUCUGUGGGAGGUCUUUCAAACUUCCUGGGACUCUGAAACAACAUGAGAAGAUUCACACAAACAGAGAAAGGUCAUAUCUCUGCGACGUUUGUUGUAAGAUGUUCCUGACAAGCCAGCAGCUGCAGAUUCACAUGAGAAGGCACACCAAUGAGAAGCCAUACCACUGUGGUGAAUGUGGCAGAGGUUUCUCCACCAAGGGACCUUUGACCGUUCACAUGCGGGUCCACACUGGGGAAGCACCAUACCGCUGCCCCGACUGUGGCUGGGCCUUCAAACGCAAAACGAACCUGGAUGGCCACGUUGCUCUCCACUCAGGGCUGAAACCGUUUGUGUGCGGAAUUUGUGGAAAAGCGUGCGCCCGUAAAACAUACUUGACCGUUCACAUGAGAACCCACAAUGGAGAGAGACCAUACAAGUGUACACAAUGUGACAAAGCCUUUACUCAGAGCCACUCUCUGAAAACACACAUGAAGAGCCACCAGGGAGUACAAUCAUCUUAACACUCAAAAUGGACUCUGUGUUCUUGUCUGUGUUUAGUGAUAGUUCAUAUGGAAGGAAUGUCUCCAAUAAAAAAACUUUGGUCAAUUUCUGUCACAUUCAAUGAUCUCAUUAUGGGUAAAUUGAGGACUUGAUAUCCUCCAAUCCCUGUUGCCAUCCUUCUGUAAAGUCUAUGGUUGAGCCCCCCUAUAAACUUUAAAAUGUCACCCUCGUGGUGGGAUUAGAAGAUGGGUUCACCAAAGUCAUUGAAAGGUAAUUUCUGCAACCAUGGCUGUCCUAAUAAAGCCCGUCUAUGGUUGAGGAUUAAAUAAGAUGGAACUACAGUGAUGAACUUCCUACAGGCAUUUAUAGGUACCAUUGGAGCAACACUGCUGUUCUCCCUGAAGUCUAAUUUAUGAUUGUGUCCAUAUGGGUCUGCAUGACCUAAAUACCGUCAACCUCCCACUCAUUUUUGUGGUCUAUUCUCGCCUAUUUUUGUGGACAAGAAUUUGAGCCCAUACAGAAAACAUGCUAAACAUCUCCAGAUAAGAACUACCAUCAGUGGUGCAACCAGUAUAAAUAUUUAUCGAAAACCUGGACUUGUUCUUGUGUGACACAGGAGGAACCAGGAACCAGACUAAGAAGAUUAAGUCAAUUUAAUGAAAAAACUCCAAGUGUGAAAAACAAAAAAACAAGUAAAAAAAAAAAGGCCACAAAGGAAGCACUGAGAUCUUCACAGGAACAAGGAAACAAGAACACAAACAAGGUAACUAACAAAAUAAAACAGGAAGUACCAAUAAACAAACAUAGGAUUUUGUAAAUCUUAAAGAAAUUUAUGUUCCUCUCUGCCACACAAUAUUUCAAGGAGCUGAGCUUCCACCUGGUCCUGGAUGCUUGAGAACCAAGAGAAGAGGUGCUGCAAAAAGAGACGAUGGUUAAGUAAAAAUUCCAUACACAGAAGUACAAGAUGGAACUGUGCCUGGGGCUGGACAAAUACAAUAAAGCUACCCAUCCACUGCACAACUUGCAUCAGAAUGGACUGAGUGGAGAAGAGCUGUGGUUAAUGUCAGAAGUGAUGCUCUGUGGUGACAGCACUGACGCCAUCAUAGUCAUCAUCCCGUCUAUGCACAUCCUGGGUGGGCGGGGUCAUCAACAUGGAGACUUGGAGGUCUUUCACUGAAGUCAGAGCAGAUGAAAAAGGAAAUGUAGAGAAUCAAUCAAGGGUUGAGUAACCUGUCAUUGACUGAUUGAUUGGUGAGUGAAUGUUACCUGUUGGUCUGUGUCGACAUAAAGACACCAUGAGGAGAGUGGAGAUGAAGUAUGGACAGAACACCACCAGG